AUGGGGAUGUUCGGGCUGCAGGCGAGCGGCGCGGCGGCGUCGUGGAUGGUGGGGCGGAUGGGCACGGACGCGCACCUCUACGACGACCCCGAGGACGCCGCCCUCCCGGCGCUCCUCGACUCCCGCUUCUGUCAGGGACUAGUAGUGCUAUGGAGUAGUGGAUCCAUCGGGAUCCUGACAAAGUGGUAUCAGAGCGAGCGAUUCCCGGCCAAAAUUUCCACCGGCGGCUCCUCUUCCGAUUCAUCCAUGGCAACCGUGCCCACCCCCUUCUUCCCCACCACCAUGGUUCCCCCACCCCCGUGUGGCUGCGGAGCGCCGCCAUACGCCCCCUGCAGUUUCUCCCCCGCCGCCACCUGCACACCUACUCCUUUUCCCGGCGGCUAUUACCCACCCGCGUUCCCCUACGCCGGCACCUACCCCUACCCACCUCCCGCCUCCGCGUACACGCCCGCAUAUGGCUUCUCCCCAAACUGGCCAAAUUGGCCACCGCCUGCUCCAUACCCAACUCCAUACACCAGCACUUCCUCUCCUCCCAAUUUUCCAGUCACAUCAGAUCUGCAUCCCGCCGGCUUCGACCACCAUCCAGUUCCGGCUCCCGACACCGCCCCGACCACUCCAAAUCGAGACCUCCGCCCGAUCCAGAGCCACAUCUCCUCCAAGACCUCCUCGUCACCGGCCCACCACACGUCGUCGUCGCCCAAGGAAGUGGGCGAGUACCCUGCGCGAGUUUCCCGACCACACGUCGUUGUUCGAACCCCUCGACGCCGACGGUCUCAUUCAGCAAUGAGGUCGACCAGGGCGCUCCCACACCAUCCCGACGAAGACCUUGCACCACUACGUGCAACCCCCAUGCAUCCAGAUCAUCAUGUGCACGGAGAUGGCCUUGCGCCAUCAUGUGCAGCCCCCCUGCAUCCAGAUCGCCAAGAUGGUCAUGUUCCGCUCCAAUUUGUGCAAGAGGGACCUCACCAUGGAGAUCAAGCUUCGGCCAACUCCGAGAGGCAGGCCACUGACUACACCUCCGCGCCCAGGCUUCCACCGCUCGACGGCCUCCUCACUGACGUCUUCGACGGCACUCCUGAGGUGACCUUUUCUGCUCCCUCAAGGUCCUCUACGUGUGCAGCAGCAAGCUCAUCAGAAAUUCCUCUUGGCUCCCGUUUUGGCGAAUCUUUUGCUGCUCCUACACUGGUGUGCCCUGUUUCUGCAACAAGUGCACCAACACUACAAUCAGCUACUGCAGAUACCGCUAUGCAAUUGUUCGAUGAAAUGUCACAGCAAUAUGAUUUUCAAAAUCUCAACCACAAAAGUUUGUUCCUAGCAGAUGGUACUGAGCGUAGCUACUAUGCGCUACCAGAUAAUUAUGCCUUAGAGCGAGUCGUUCCUGAGUCAGUGUUCGCUGUUGACGACGACAAUCCAGAUGGCCGCUCAAAUGAGUUUGUUCAUGUGCUCACUAGCACUCCUGAGCAGCGGUCAUAUGCAGAAGAGCAGCAAGACAUUGAACAUAUUCUCAAGUGUGUCAGCAGGGCACCAGAAACUGAACAAACACUUGCUUGUCUGAAUUAUCUCACUGAUGUGCAGCAGCAACACAAGUUUGAGAAGGCAUCAGUACAUGUACAACAGCUGAGCGACCCACAGUCAAAUGUAUUAGUAAUUCAUGAGAGAAGAAAAGAAUGGGAUCCAGGAGCUUCAAUAUUUCUAAUGACCCCUCAGAAUGACGACAGCAGCAACGACCCAAUUGGCAAUGGACAUGUUGGGAAACUAGUCAGCAGUGCAGGUCAUUUUUACUUCCUUGGUACGACUGACCUAUGGUCCCAAUCUGAAUAUCGGUCCGUUGUGAUUAGAGUAUUUGAGGAUGUUAUGCUAAAUAAACCACCAGCUAAACCUCCCGAUAUGUAUGGUAUCGCUGCUUCAUUACUGCCGGUUAUUCUGUUGGAAGUACAGAAGGCUGUGAACUUAUCUGUACAUACUCAUUUCAACUUCUUGAGCUGCAACAGUAAGCAAUUCUCAGCUAUACAGACUAUACAGGGUAAUCUUUUCUCUCCUGAAGCCACCCAAUCGUGGCAAAGAGGUGCUCUCAGUCUUGGCAAUUGGGCUAUAUCAGCUCUCUGGCGUAAUACAACUCUGGAUGGAGAUAAAAUAUUUGGAGCUCAGCAUAUUCUUGAUUCAUCAAUGAAAAAGGGCAUUCACAUUUUGUCUUGGAAUCCAUGGUAUGCAUUUUUGUGGGAGUUCUCAAUGGAUAAGGUGUCAAGCAAAACUGCAGUGCCAACUCUAAUGGACCUGAGGCAUUUCUGGGCACAAUUCUGGUCUCAGUCUCAUUCCUGGUACAAUACUUCGGCUGAUUUCCUCCAGAAACAGUUCUGCAGUUUGCCUGCUACUCUUGCAUGUUCAGUUGGACAGAAGCUAUUCUCUCUGCAAUCUAUCCAUCGGGAUCCUGACAGCUUCGACGGCGACAAGGUCGACGCGCUCAAGCGCCUCCUCGCGCUCAUCGCGCAGGGCGUCGACGUCGCGCACCUCUUCCCGCAGGUGGUCAAGAACGUGGCAGCACAGUCGCUGGAGGUCAAGAAGCUCGUCUACCUCUACCUCCUCCACUACGCCGAGAACCGCCAAAACGAAGCUCUCCUUUCUAUCAACAUAUUCCAGAAGGAUUUAUCAGACAUAAACCCAUUAGUGAGGGCUUGGGCCCUCCGCACUAUGGCUGGUAUCCGAUUGCACGUUGUCGCUCCACUCGUGUUAGUGGCUGUGAAGAAAUGUGCCAGGGAUCCAUCGCCAUAUGUCAGGAAAUGUGCGGCUUAUGCACUUUGUAAGCUCUACGACUUGCUUCCAGAGGAAAACACGACUUUGGAGGAGGUUGUGGAUGUCUUGCUCGGUGACAGUUCCUCUGGUGUAGUGGGAGCUGCUGCUGUUGCAUUUAAUUCAGUGUGUCCAAAUGGUUUAGCGCUGAUAGCAAAGCAUUUCCGAAAGCUCUGUGAGACACUCCCCGAUAUUGAAGAAUGGUAUCAGAUUACUCUAAUUGAGAUCCUCUUGCGAUAUGUGAUUGCUAGACAUGGAUUGGUUAAGGAGUCUGCAAUAUUUGCUUCAAAUUUGUCUUGGGAGAUCCAGGGUGCUAAAGAUUCAGUUCCUGUUGAUAAUAUGUCCUGCAUCCAAGCUGAAACUGUUGUUAAUGGAGCGUGUGGCACUAUCUCAAGCAUGACGUUGCUUCGGCAUUACAUUGACGAAUAUUCAGCAUGUUUUGAUGGAGAGGGUGAUAAAAUCAGAAGUCCACCUGUCACUACUAGCACAAAUGAAGAUGUCACAAUUCUUUUAAAAUGCACAUCGCCUCUUCUGUGGAGCCAAAAUAGUGGAGUGAUACUUGCAGCAGCAAGUGUUCAUUGGAUAAUGGCUCCAGUUCAGGAAGUGAAGAUAAUUGUUGGCCCGAUUUUAUUUACCCUACGCUCGUCUCCUGAUGCAACAUAUGUGAUGCUUGGCAACAUACUAGUUUUCGCCAAGACUGCUCCUUUAUUGUUUGCUCCAUAUUAUGAAGAUUUCUUCAUAUGUGCUUCAGACCCAUAUCAGACUAGGGCUUUGAAGCUUGAAAUAAUCACCACCAUCGCUACAGAGUCGUCUAUUCCAGCCAUUCUUGAAGAAUUUCAGGAUUAUAUUAAAGACCCGAAUAGGAGAUUUGUGGCCGAUACAGUUGCUGCAAUUGCACUGUGUGCCGAAAAGCUCCCCUCUGUCACCUCCACUUGCCUUGAAGGGCUUUUGGCACUUGUAUUUUAUGAAUCAUCUAUCGCAAACUCAGUUCACUUGGAUGGAGAAGAUGUUGUGUUAGUCCAAGCUAUCCUUUCAAUCAAAGCAAUAGUGAAAAUAGAUGCAGCAUGUCACGAAAAGGUGAUUAUCCGUUUGGUUCGUACUCUGGAUGUAAUUAAGGAGCCUGCAGCACGAUCCUUAAUUAUUUGGAUAUUUGGCGAGUAUAGCUCCACUGGGAAUCUCAUCCUGAGGAUUGCUCCAGCUGUUCUCAAGUAUCUGGCAUGGUCCUUUGCUGCUGAAGUGCUCGAGACAAAGCUUCAGAUCUUAAAUACUUGUGCAAAGGUUAUCAUACAUGCUGCAGAAGAACACCUACAAGAGUUCAAAAGGGAACACCUACAAGAGUUCAAAAGGAUAGUGGCAUAUGUAAUUCAGCUUGCUGCAUGUGACAUGAAUUAUGAUGUCCGUGAUCGUGCACGUUUUCUAUCAGGACUUCUGCCAUUCUGUGCUAAUGAAAAUGACUCCUCAUGUCGAUCACAGAAUGCAGAUGUUUGUAAGGAACUAGCUGAUCAUAUCUUCGAUGGGAAGAUACAUUCUGCAUCUAAUUCAGACAGCAAUUACCGGAUUUAUCUUCCCGGUUCUCUGUCACAAGUUGUUCUUCAUGCAGCUCCUGGUUAUGCACCACUUCCAAAACCCCAAAGUAUGGUUUUAAUCCAUAAGACAAUGGAAUCAACCAGAGGCGUAGCUGAUUCCUCCGAUAGUAAUAAUUCUGAUGCUGAAUCUGGAUCUUCAGCAAAUGAGAGUGGCUCCCUUUAUGAUUCAGAAAGUGAAGGUGGUGACUUAUUUGACAGAGAUGGCACUGGAUCUAAGCAAUAUUCAAAUGAUGAUGGCCAUAACCUUCAUCGUCAAGAAGGUAAUCAGGAAGCUCCCCUGGUUAAUAUGUACGACGGUAGUGUAGGCCAAGGCCAUGCAGGUCAAGAUGAUGAAAAUUUGGCAUCUCUCAUCUCCACGGAUUUAACUGAAUUAAUGUCAAAGUCAGCCUUGGAGUCGUGGCUUGAUGAGGCUCCCACUACACCGCUUGUUCAGAAUUCGAUACAGGCGUCAUGCGCAAGAGUCUCUUUUACCACUCGCAGCUUUGAGCGAAAACCUAAAUUGCAUGUAUUAUUAGACCCAUCGAACAGUAAUGGCUUGAGUGUUCUAUAUGCCUUCUCAUCGGAGGUUUCACCCAACUCACGGUUGCUAGUAUGUAUAGACUUGUUCGUUGAGAAUGUUACACCAGACCAACUCGUAGAUAUAACCAUCAAAUCUGAAGAGGCUUCUACUAGUGAGCAUGGCAUGGAAACAUCAGAAGGAUCUGCAAGCAUACCAACUCCUGUUCCAAUGGAAGAGAUACAGUCCUUGGCUCCGCAACAGACAGCUAAGAGGGUUCUUCAGGUUCACUUCCAUCACCAUAUCUUGCCCAUGAAGCUGUCUGUCUUUUGCAAUGGGAAAAGACAUCCAGCCAAGCUUCACCCAGACAUUGCUUAUUUUGUACGGCCACUACCCAUGGAUCUAAAUGCUUUUCUGUGCAAGGAAAACCAGCUAAGGGGAAUGUUCGAAUACGCUAGAAGGUGCACCUUCAAAGAUCAUCUUCAAAACCCUGAGCACACUGAAGACAGCGCGGACAACACCGACAAGAACCUUCUUGUAGCCCAGAGUCUCGCAUCUAAACUACUCAGCAACGCCAAUGUUCACCUAGUGUCGAUGGAUAUGCCGGUAACCUUCAGCAUCGACGACGCCUCCGGCCUGUGCUGGCGAUUCUGCAGCGAGAUCCUGAGCAAUUCAUACCCCUGCCUGAUUACCGUUGUGGCAGAAGGGCACGCCUCGGGACCACUGGAUCUGACCAUCAAGGUGAACUGUGAAGACACGGUGUUUGGCCUGAACCUCCUGAACAGAGUUGUAGCCAUCAUAGAAUGA
This is a messenger RNA of Lolium rigidum, 5676 nucleotides long. RefSeq lists its product as uncharacterized. Gene Ontology annotation, biological process: vesicle-mediated transport; intracellular protein transport. The record is from RefSeq and is a predicted model, not a curated record. Bases 1 to 5676 code for a protein of 1891 amino acids. Gene Ontology annotation, cellular component: membrane coat. NCBI's taxonomy places the organism in Eukaryota, Viridiplantae, Streptophyta, Magnoliopsida, Poales, Poaceae. The transcript has 14 exons.